This is a messenger RNA of Linnemannia hyalina, 414 nucleotides long. The record is from the annotation of a GenBank genome assembly. Lineage: Eukaryota; Fungi; Mortierellomycota; Mortierellomycetes; Mortierellales; Mortierellaceae.
AUGUCACUCUACCAGUCAUGCCUCAACCUCAUCGAGCGUCUGGCUGGAGUGCCAGAUUUUGAGCAAUACCUCGACCCAGACGUGCUCCAUCAUCUCCAGGCCGACUCUGCCUGGGGAGCCUCCACCCCCAACGAUCCCGUCACCCAACUCUGGAUCCUCUUUCGCCUAGGAACUCCACUCGCCUGCAUCCUCAACGGGCUCCGACCUCACCAACAAGUCAACAUCCAAUCCGCAGAACUCUCCCUCGCCAACGUUAAUGGGUGCAAAGAGUUUGUCUUUCAUUUCAUUGUCGCUUGCCUCCAGGACUUCAAGUUUGAGAAGGAGAACGUCUUUACCAUCUCUGAACUUUACCAUGACAACACCAAUGGUUUUGUGAAGGCCGUCCAUUGUCUUGUCAAUAUGCAAUUGAAGUAA